Molecule: messenger RNA, 3032 nt
Organism: Mastomys coucha (southern multimammate mouse)
Lineage: Eukaryota; Metazoa; Chordata; Mammalia; Rodentia; Muridae
Gene: Klhl22
Product: kelch like family member 22
Exons: 7
Coding region: 533-2437 (634 amino acids)
Biological process (GO): cell division; proteasome-mediated ubiquitin-dependent protein catabolic process; positive regulation of TORC1 signaling
Cellular component (GO): mitotic spindle; nucleus; Cul3-RING ubiquitin ligase complex
Molecular function (GO): protein binding
Source: RefSeq, a predicted model, not a curated record
GGGGAUGGGAGAGGGAGCGGGGGUGGCGGCGGGCGCGGAGAUCUGGGCCAAGUACCGCGGGCGCCUGGGGCGGGCGCGGGCGACUGCCUGACGUGGCGGGGGCUUGGCCGGGAGACCCCCGGGCGUCCGGCGCGGGCCUGGCGCCGUGGCGCGGGCGCGCCGAGGCCUGCGCGUGGCUGAAGCGGACCGUGGCCCUCGCAGCCGGGUCGGUCAAGUUCCGUCGCCAGCCGUGGGUCCGAGUGUGGCCUCUGGCCUGUCCCCGUCCCUCGAAGCUAUUCGAGCAGGGAUUGCAACAGGCGGCGGGCGGGCCUGGCUGCCGCUCCCGGCGUGACUUCAAGCUCUUCAGCCGCGGCUGCGGUUGUUGAGAGAAGCCGGAGAGCUCGCGCUGUCAGUGCAAAAAUCUCCGGGUUGUACUAGUUUAGAGCCUGUACAGGCCGAACGAACGGACCUGUCCGGGCGCAACGGGGCCACCUUCUGCCCGCGGCUGCUUCCUAGGCUGACUUCAGUAGUGAGGGCUGCUGUGCCUGUCAGGAUGGCUGAGGAGCAGGACUUUGCCCAGCUGUGCAGGCUGCCCACACAGCCCUCCCAUUCACACUGCGUCAACAAUACCUAUCGAAGCACACAGCACUCCCAGGCCCUGCUCCGUGGCCUGCUUGCUUUACGAGACAGUGGGAUCCUCUUUGAUGUUGUCCUGGUGGUAGAGGGGAAGCACAUUGAGGCCCAUCGAAUUCUGCUGGCUGCAUCAUGUGAUUACUUCAGAGGAAUGUUUGCUGGGGGACUGAAGGAGAUGGAGCAGGAAGAGGUCUUGAUCCACGGUGUGUCUUACAAUGCUAUGUGCCAAAUCCUGCAUUUCAUAUACACUUCUGAACUAGAGCUCAGCCUGAGCAAUGUGCAAGAGACCCUGGUUGCUGCCUGCCAACUUCAGAUACCAGAGAUUAUCCACUUCUGCUGUGAUUUCCUCAUGUCAUGGGUAGAUGAGGAGAACAUCCUUGAUGUCUACCGGCUGGCAGAGCUCUUUGACUUGAAUCGUCUGACCCAACAGCUAGAUACCUACAUCCUCAAAAACUUUGUGGCCUUCUCGAGAACUGACAAGUACCGCCAGCUGCCCUUGGAGAAGGUCUAUUCUCUCCUCAGCAGCAAUCGCCUGGAGGUUUCCUGUGAGACUGAAGUAUAUGAAGGGGCCCUGCUGUACCAUUACUCCCUGGAGCAGGUGCAGGCUGACCAGAUCUCACUGCAUGAGCCCCCCAAGCUCCUAGAGACUGUGCGUUUUCCCCUGAUGGAAGCCGAGGUCCUCCAGCGGCUGCAUGACAAGCUUGGUCCUAGCCCCCUGAGGGACACAGUGGCCAGUGCCCUUAUGUACCACCGGAAUGAAAGCCUACAGCCCAGCCUUCAGGGCCCACAGACAGAGCUUCGCUCGGACUUCCAGUGUGUUGUGGGCUUUGGGGGCAUUCACUCCACACCAUCUACAAUCCUCAGUGAUCAGGCCAAGUACCUGAAUCCCCUACUGGGAGAGUGGAAACACUUCACUGCCUCUCUGGCGCCCCGAAUGUCCAACCAGGGCAUUGCAGUGCUCAACAACUUCGUGUACUUAAUUGGAGGGGAUAAUAAUGUCCAAGGAUUUCGAGCUGAGUCCCGAUGCUGGAGGUAUGACCCAAGGCACAAUCGCUGGUUCCAGAUCCAGUCCUUGCAACAGGAACAUGCAGACCUGUGUGUGUGUGUAGUGGGCAAGUACAUCUACGCUGUGGCAGGCCGUGACUACCACAAUGACCUGAGUGCUGUGGAGCGCUAUGACCCUGCCACCAACUCCUGGGACUAUGUGGCCCCACUCAAGAAGGAGGUAUAUGCCCAUGCAGGCACUACGCUGCAGGGGAAGAUGUACAUUACCUGUGGUCGCAGAGGAGAGGACUACCUGAAAGAGACACACUGCUAUGACCCAGGAAGCAACACGUGGCAUACUCUGGCUGAUGGGCCUGUGCGACGGGCUUGGCAUGGCAUGGCUGCCCUCCUUGACAAGCUGUUUGUGAUUGGAGGCAGCAACAAUGAUGCUGGCUACAGGAGGGAUGUGCACCAGGUGGCUUGCUACAGUUGUACAUCUCGUCAGUGGUCAUUGGUCUGCCCACUCCCAGCUGGGCAUGGUGAGCCUGGCAUUGCUGUGCUAGACAACAGGAUAUAUGUGCUGGGUGGCCGCUCUCACAACCGAGGCAGCCGCACAGGCUACGUGCACAUCUACGACAUGGAGAAAGACUGCUGGGAAGAGGGACCCCAGCUGAACAAUUCCAUCUCAGGCCUGGCAGCCUGUGUGCUCACCUUGCCCCGCUCCCUGCUCUGUGAGCAACCCCGAGGGACCCCCAACCGUAGCCAGGCAGAUGCAGACUUUGCGUCUGAGGUGAUGAGUGUGUCUGACUGGGAAGAGUUUGACAACUCUAGCGAGGACUAGGGUUCUCCCCAGUGUUUGGGUGUUCAUGGGGGGUAAUGGACAGUGAAGGCCAUAGAGCCUGGUUAGAACACCAGGCUUCAGGGGAGGGGCCCUUCCCCAAGCCAUCCUGGUUCACCAGCUACCCCUUUUCACUCUGUUUCUUCAACCAGCCAGCUGCCAGCAUUUGCAGACUCAGUGGCUGUGAAUUAUGUUACAAAGAAAAGUGCUGGGGAAAAGACUGCUAUUAUCUGAGGGAAUGACCAGGUCCAUCCUCUGUAAACUCUGAAUAAAUGGUAUCUAUUUAGUCUCUUCUUCUCCCUAGUCUGGUCCCUGAUGGGUUAAAUAAGGUCCUUCCUGCAAGAGGUCCUGGGGAGAGCACUCCUAGCCAUAGCCAAAGUUUGUGGCUCCCUUUCUGUGAACCAUGGUCAGUCUGGUAAGCAGCUCCAGCUGCCUGCAGCCAGAGCCUUGAGUACUGGGGAGCUCUCAAGGUUAAAGAUAAAAGUAUAACAGUAUAAACUGGUCCUAGAGAUAAAGAGAUACCCUCAUUGCUCUGUGUUUCUGACCCAAUAUUGUUGAAAAAUGAAAUAAAGCAUUAUGCAAAAGCUGUUACAUCUAA